GAGGCUGCCGUUACCUCCUUGUCCCGAGCCACCGUAAAAUGGGGCCGCGCGGUCCACUUCUCUCGUCGCCUCUCAGUAGAAGUUAAUUUCAAUUUCAAAGCAACAGGGAGAGAGAGAGAGAGAGAGGGAGGGAGAGGGAGAGAGCGAGAACACGUAAACGAAUAUGGUCCGAGUAUGAAACGAAGGACACAGGGAAGAACACGACUCUCUUUCUGCUUUGCUUUUUAGCAUCGUCGUUUCGGUUCCACCGAUUCUCGCUCUCUCCUGUUCCAAGUUCCAAUCUCUUGCUGUUUCUCGCUCUCGUUCACUCACUCUCUCUCUAGAUGAGAAGCGAGGCCUCUUCGUCGGCCGGAUUCAACUUGGAAGGGCUCGAGGAUGUCGACGACUUCGUUCGGGGGGGUGACGGAGAGGCGUCAAUGUCGUUGGAGCGGUUUCGACAUGUUUCCGAUCUCAUGCGGUUGGGGAACCUAGCUUUCCGAGAGAAUCGUUUCGAAGAGGCAAUCAGUUAUUACUCUAAAGCUAAUACUAUCAAACCGGCUGACCCCAUUAUUCUCAGCAACAGAUGUGCUGCUUAUCUCAGGAUUUGUCAAUUUCUGAAACACAGACCUCCAUCAGCUUCUGAACAUAGACCAUUGAGUGGAUUGGAUCCCACAAUACAUGCUGAGCUUGCAUUAAAGGAUUCUGAGAAGGUGAUGAGCUUUCAAAGUGACUCCAUAAAAUCAUACAUUUUGAAGGCCAAUGCACUCAUUUUGCUGGAAAAAUAUGAGAUGGCACGGGAUGUUGUUCUUUCAGGUCUUCAGGUUGACCCUAUGAGCAAUCCUCUUUACGCUUUGGAGAAAAUAACUGCUAGCACAACUCGAAGGAAACCUGAGCACACUGAUGACUUCGAUUGUACUCUCUGCCUGAAGCUACUAUAUGAACCUGUUACAACUCCUUGUGGACAUUCUUUUUGCCGUGCAUGCCUGCUUCAAGCAAUGGACAGAGGUAACAGGUGUCCACUUUGCAGAACAGUUUUGUUUAUUAGUCCCAGAACUUGUGCAGUCAGUGUUGUGCUGAGCAGCAUAAUAGAGAAGAGCUUCCCUGAGGAACAUGCUGAAAGGAAGUUAGAGCAUGAUAGUUUGACAAACUAUGGAUCUGAUCUUAUACCUCUUUUUGUCAUGGAUGUUGUACUACCAUGCCAGAAGUUUCACCUUAACAUAUUUGAGCCCCGCUACAGGCUUAUGGUCAGGAGAAUAAUGGAAGGAAAUCGUCGUAUGGGAAUGGGUAUCAAUGACUCUGCAACAGAUUCCAUAGCUGAUCUUGCUUGUGAGGUGGAGAUUACAGAAUGUGAGCCACUUCCAGAUGGGCGCUUCUUCCUAGAGCUUGAAAGCCGUAGAAGAUUCCGCAUCCUCCGUAAUUGGGUUCAAGAUGGUUAUCGAGUGGCUGAAAUUGAAUGGAUAAGGGAUACAUAUCCAUUGGAAGGAACCAGAGAGAGAGGAGAUUUACAGGAACUGACGAACCAUGCAGCUGGAUUUGCUCGAAAAUGGAUGAGGAGAGCACGAGAAGCAGCACAGCAAGCACGAGAUAGAGGUAUACUUCUGGAACUUGAUAAAGCAGAGUCAAUGAUGCCCACAACAAAAGAUCCCGAGCUCUUCAGUUUUUGGCUUGCUACUUUAACAAAGCGGAGGCCAUCAGAAACAUUGGAACUCCUUCGCAUAAGAGAUACAAAUGAGAGGAUAAGAAGGGCACUGGUUUACAUGAAAUCUGAAGAACAAGGCUGUAGAGUGCAAUAACAGCAAACUGUAUCACUGAAAAUUUAUUAGAUAUAUGGUUAUUUUCAUUCACAAGCUGUUCAAUAUUAUAUUCUUUGAUCCACAAGAUGAAAAUUGUGGGUCCUCAUUUUUUGUACUAUAGGAAGGGAGAUUGACCUCAAAAGUUGAAUUAGUAUGACAAUCACAUUCCUUUGUAUGUAGCACUGCCUAUAUGCAAUCUUCUUUAUCUUUGUAUCAGAUAAUUUUUUUUUUUCUUUUUUUUGGAUUGUCAUAUUUGUAUCAGAUUUUAUCUACUCAAUUCAUUCCUUUCUUCCUAA
Molecule: messenger RNA, 2068 nt
Organism: Diospyros lotus (date-plum)
Lineage: Eukaryota; Viridiplantae; Streptophyta; Magnoliopsida; Ericales; Ebenaceae
Exons: 18
Coding region: 324-1772 (482 amino acids)
Molecular function (GO): protein binding
Source: RefSeq, a predicted model, not a curated record